Molecule: messenger RNA, 4042 nt
Organism: Oncorhynchus kisutch (coho salmon)
Lineage: Eukaryota; Metazoa; Chordata; Actinopteri; Salmoniformes; Salmonidae
Product: potassium voltage-gated channel subfamily A member 1-like
Exons: 3
Coding region: 396-2039 (547 amino acids)
Biological process (GO): protein homooligomerization; potassium ion transmembrane transport; action potential
Cellular component (GO): voltage-gated potassium channel complex; membrane
Molecular function (GO): delayed rectifier potassium channel activity; protein binding
Source: RefSeq, a predicted model, not a curated record
GCAGUGGAUUGAAUUUCGACCUGACAGCAUUCUCCAGAGAAAUAGUAGGCAUGAGAGAGAGCAAAGGGGAGAGACUGAAGGCUGUGACCUACAAACAAGCUUAACUAUCUUCACUUCACCCAGGGUGGGGUAUCAGCAGACAGAUUAACACUACCCCUGAAGGAGCCAUGGUGCAGACAGACAGACAGCCAGACAGACAGACAGCCAGACAGAUACCCUGUGGCGGAGGUACAGUAGUGGAGGCACCGUGAUUCUCUUGAGUAAUUAGUCUCUUUCAACAGUAGCUGACUGACAGAGGGUACCUGAUAUGUUUCUUGAUAACUUCAGCAGCGUUGUGCAUUUCUCUCUAGAGUAAGGGGACAAACUGUCCUCACAAAGAACUAAAUAGAAGCUGAAUGACAGACCAAGGAAUGGAGAACCAUGACAAGGGUGGAGGUGAAGGAGGAGGAGAAGGAGACAAGAAACAUCUCCCAGAGGAGGUGAGCGAGAGCGACAAGGAGACCAAGGACCAGCGCAACAAGGCAGAGAAGGGAGAGAAGGAGACAGAGAACAACGGCAGUGAAAAGGAGAGGGUUGAGGGGAAAAGGGAAAGCUGUCGUCGCUCAGGCUCCCUGUGGAGGGGGGGUUGGGCCCUGACGGAGCGGCUAGCCAUCAACGUGUCAGGGAUGCGGUACGAGACACAGCUCCGCACUCUGGCCCAGUUCCCUGACUCCCUCCUGGGGGACCCUAACCGCAGAAUUCGCUACUUUGACCCUCUGCGCAAUGAGCUGUUCCUGGACCGUAACCGGAACUGCUUUGAUGCCAUCCUCUACUUCUACCAGUCUGGCGGGCGGCUGCGGCGGCCUGCCAACGUGCCCCUGGAUGUGUUCUUGGAUGAGCUGCGCUUCUAUGAGCUUGGUGAGGAGAUCAUGGAACGCUUCAAGGAGGAUGAGGGCUUCCCCAAGGAGGAGGUGCCUGCGCUGCCUGAGAACGAGAUGCAGAGGAAGGUUUGGAUGCUUUUUGAGCACCCAGAAUCCUCCUCGGGCGCACGCAUCAUCGCCAUCAUCAGCGUCAUGGUCAUUGUGGUGUCCAUCGCCAUCUUCUGCUUGGAGACGCUGCCUGACUUCAGGAACGAAAAGGAGCUCCGAGAGAAAUUCACCUACCAGCCCCAUCCUACCAUCCCCAACAUCACCAUCCUGGUCCCUCCCACUGGCAGUGCUUUCCAUGACCCCUUCUUCCAGGUGGAGACCAUAUGUAUCUUCUGGUUCUCCUUUGAGCUCAUUAUGCGCUUAGCCAGCUCCCCCAGUAAGCUCCACUUCUUCAAGGACGUGAUGAACACUAUCGACUUCCUCGCCAUCAUUCCCUUCUUCGUCACUCUGGGCACAGAGCUGGCCAGGGACAAAACCUCCAACAAGGACCCGGGCAUGUCUUUGGCCAUCAUCAGGGUCAUUAGGCUGGUCAGGGUGUUCAGGAUCUUCAAGCUGUCGCGUCACUCCAAGGGCCUGCAGAUCCUGGGCCAGACUCUGAAGGCCAGCCUGAGAGAACUGGCCCUGCUCAUCUUCUUCCUCUUCAUCGGAGUCAUCCUCUUCUCCAGCGCUGUCUACUUCGCCGAGGCGGACAGCCCCGACACGGUGUUCACCAGCAUCCCCGAGGCCUUCUGGUGGGCCGUGGUCUCCAUGACGACAGUGGGCUACGGGGACAUGUACCCUACGACUCUGGGGGGCAAGCUGGUGGGCUCUAUGUGUGCCAUCGCUGGUGUGCUCACCAUCUCCCUGCCAGUCCCCGUCAUUGUGUCCAACUUCAGCUACUUCUAUCACCGAGAGACGGAGUGUCUCGAGAAAAUCAGUGAGUACACCCACAUCAGUACCUCUCUCUGGGAGGGUGAGGAUGAGGAGGGAGACAAGGGGGAGGGAGAUUACAAUCCCCUGUAUGUGGGCGACUGCAAGGGAAUCUGUAACCCCCUCAAUGGGACACUGCUGUCAGGACUGUGUGCGGGGCAGGACGGGUGGGAGAACAAAGGCAACGUGUACCUCAGGGAACCCCUGGUCACUCAGGUGUGAGACAGGAUAGAUGGAUAGACAGAGGAUCUGCUGAAUACAACCCUGGUAUUCUGCCUCUAAGUUAAAUAGAGAGAAAGAUAAAGGAGGAUGGCAAAGUAAAGGAGAAGAGAUACAAACUAUUUUACUCAAGGACUUACUUGCACUGUCAAUGGCUUACACCGUUUACUACAAACAGAACUGAUGAGUCCAUGGCAGAUAUUGUGACAGCUUGCUUUUUGCUAAUGUCACUGAGAAUCGAGUAUGAUGCCAUCAUAUUGACAAUAAAAACAGCUGAAACAGAAUGUAUAUUUAUUUAUGAUAUAUUUACCAGAUUGUAAUAACAGUUUAUACAGUACAUACAACUCUAGCAAUUGUAAAUGUUGGUGUUUUUAAGACAUGGGUGAAUUGCAGUGCCAUUUUAUUUGUUAUUGUGUGCUAGCUAGCUAAAUGCACAGGGCCGUUUUGAAUGUGUGUAGAGGGUUGACUAAGGGCGUUUUUACAAUUUUUGUGAACCCAGUGCAGUUUGCAAAUUUUUUUGUGCAGCGUGAACACUCUCAAAGAACUCAGACCCCCUCAGAAGAGCCCCCUAAGCAAACCGAACUGAGAUCAUCUCGAGAGCUGGUCUGAGUUCGGUUCUCUUGAAUUCCGAGGUUUGAUUCCUUUUUUAGGGCAAUGUGAACACAAAGCUCCCCGGGUUCACUUGUCAUUAUUUCCGCACGACACACGAGGCUACUGCAGCAUUGUUUCCCUUGCCGUUACCACUCACAUUGGUGCGACAAAAGAGAGAAGUGGAUGUGCAGGUUCAUGGAAAAUAAAGUGAUGUUUUUAUAUUGAUUAGCGAUUGUCAAGAAUCCACAGAAAUGUUUAGUUUUUAGUUCAGACUAUUUGUUUGCCAUAUGUGAUCUAUAGGCUAAGAGAGGUUCAUAAACUGUUUAUUUGAUUGUGGGGUUUGAAUAGUGUGAGAAGACAACAACAUAUUUGGUGAGAAUCACAACAUAGGGUCCAAAAUCAAUUCUAGCUCUUAAAAGGGCGGUAGCCUACAUUGGGUGUACAAUAUUCAAUUACAGUAUUAUUUAAUCUGCAGUUAUUCUUCUGCUAUUUAUUCUGUAACCAAUAAUAUGUACAUGUAGUAGUGUCUUCUGAUAAAAAUGAUUAUUUCUCCCCUUUUUUCACUAAAUGCAGUCUAUUAGCUUUCAAAAUGUAAGCAGGUGUAUAUAGCUGUCCGAUAACACGUUUUGAUGGAAUGUCUUGUCCUGCACUGCACUUUGUAAAACCCUGGAGUGCAUUGAGUGAAUUUUGGAAAAAGAUCUUGGUUCCUUUCUAAACAUGGCAAUGCAAAGAGGACUCAGACCACAGGAUAGGUGAAGUGAACUGACAAAAGAGUUGAGUCCUCAUUCAAAGAUCAGUUCUUUUAAAGAGGACUAUGUGUAAAAACACUCAAUGUCCUGAUGGGACUGGGCACCGUCUCUGAAAGCUAUGGCAGAAAUGCUCUGCAGUGAUAUUGUGGUGACAUGGAACACAAAGAGAUCAGCCUGGGGGCUGUGGUGCAAACAGAGAGCAGCCCUAAGCGUUGGUCCUGGGCCAGUGGAGAGUUUUCAGUGUGUAAUGGAGACAGCUAGGCUGGGCGGCAGGGAAAUCUGAUCCUGGACCUGUCAGGCUUCCAGCUGACCCUUCCUCCCAAUGUCUGUGCAGGGCUAACACUAGUAGAUACCACUGGCCUACAUACACACUCACCCCACUGGGUAGAAGUACUUUACUGGUCAUCCAAAGACACAUCCCUGCCCCUGUCCAUGUUACCAUGGUGCCUCAAUUACCUUGCCUAGAAUGUGUCUUAACAAAAUGCUUUGCACAGUGUUCAGUGUUUAUACUGUGCUUUAUAAAUAUGUUCUCAUGAUCAGAGAUUGUGAGCUGCACAGAUUGUAUAAGAGAGUGGGUUGUGUGUGUAUGUGUAUAUGUGUGUGUGUGUGGUUACCAGUAUGUGUUCUAUGACUGUGUGUGUGUGUGUGUACCAGUAUGUGAUUGAG